AAAUAUUAUUUCUUGCUCUAAGGGGAAAACAUAGUAGUGACUGGAGGCUACUUCCGGGACGUGUUAUGGUAUAGUGUGGACUGGGUGAGCAUUUACGAGCAUGGCGACAAGCGAUGGGUGGACGGCCCGGCAAUGCAGAAGUCCAGGCACAGCCACUGCUCAUCAGCUCUGGAGUUCCAGCUGUUUGUGUUUGGCGGUAGCAUGGAUGAGGGACCUGUGGCUGACGUGGAGAGGCUGGUUUUGGGAGCCAAGGAAUGGGACACCGUCAGCCCCAUGGUGCGGGCUGUGGAAAGGGCGGCCACUGUCACUUUGGGGACUAGUAUUUAUGUGGCCUGUGGUCUAGAUGAGAAUGGGGAUGUUUACAGUGGGAUUCAGAGGUACAGGCCAGAGGUUGAUCAAUGGGACGUGGUAUCCUAUUCUCCGUUUCCACGUUACGACCUUCUUGCAACUGAGCUCAAUGGUGCCCUCUAUCUGCUGGGAGGACAGGCUCUACGUCUAGACAUCGACACAGACGAGUGGACCGUUCUUCAAGAGGACUGUCUGGACAACAAAUUCUUCACAGGCUGUGCCACAGUGAACGGGCAGAUUUACAUACUGAGUGUGUACUUCUUCUCCACCUUCAUCUUCUUCUUCAUCAGCUUCACUCUCUUCAUCGCUCCGUUCAUCACGUUCCACCUUAAAAACACGUUUGUUUUCAAACUUAGAAAAUAG
Molecule: messenger RNA, 711 nt
Organism: Sinocyclocheilus rhinocerous
Lineage: Eukaryota; Metazoa; Chordata; Actinopteri; Cypriniformes; Cyprinidae
Product: kelch-like protein 23
Exons: 3
Coding region: 133-711 (192 amino acids)
Molecular function (GO): protein binding
Source: RefSeq, a predicted model, not a curated record